GAAACAUGGACAAAAUGACGUCGAAGUGGACGGAUUUGAACGGGAAAAUUAGCAAGUUCAACGCUUGUUUCAUUCAAAAGAGCCGAAACCCACAAAGUGGAGCGAGCGAGGCGACGAUCAUGCAACAAGCCACCGAAAUGUAUUGCACAACGUACCAUAAGAGAACUUUUCCACACGUGGCGGCAUGGGAAGUUGCGAGACAUCACCCGAAGUGGGUCCCCGUUGAGUUGGUUGACACGCGUGGUCCUACGGCUCCAAAAAAACGAGGCGGUUCGAAAAGAUCAAAGACCUCCGAUUCGGGGAACUACACGACUUCCGCGUCGGAUAACUUGCCCCAAAUGAACUUAAACGACGAGCCUCUAGACGAACCCGAUUAACCCCUUGACGAGCCCGUUGAGGAAGAUACACCCACAAGGCCACGACGCAGACGAGGUGGUGAUUCGUCAAGCAAAGGGAAGGAGGCGGUGGCGGAGUCGAUCUUUAGAAUCGAAGAGGAGAAAAUGACCCAAUUCAAGAAGGCCGAACAAAGAAAAGAAACAAUGA
Messenger RNA from Helianthus annuus (common sunflower), 543 nucleotides. RefSeq lists its product as uncharacterized. The record is from RefSeq and is a predicted model, not a curated record. Lineage: Eukaryota; Viridiplantae; Streptophyta; Magnoliopsida; Asterales; Asteraceae. The coding region runs from base 6 to 377 and encodes 123 amino acids. The transcript is spliced from 2 exons.